Molecule: messenger RNA, 1779 nt
Organism: Paramecium sonneborni
Lineage: Eukaryota; Ciliophora; Oligohymenophorea; Peniculida; Parameciidae
Source: the annotation of a GenBank genome assembly
AUGUAAAAAUAUCAAUUUUCAAGUGUUUUUUGGAGAAAAGUAAGAGAAGAUAUGAAAAUGGAAAUUCUUUUAGAAAAAAAGCCAUUGAAAUAAUUUAAAUUAUAUGAAUUGACAGAAGAUGAAAUGAAUAUUAAUUUAGAUUAAGUUACACAAUGGUAAAUAAUAGAUGGAAAUUUAGGUCUCCAGAUAAUGAAAUAAUUUGUAAAAACAUAUCUGAAAACGGAUUUGCUGAUUUUAUUUGCAAUAAAGAGUAUAUGAUAGAAGCAUAUACAAAUAUUUUAUUUGAUUCUGAAGAUAUAACUUUAAUGGAUAAUUAAUUAUUAUAAUUCAAGAAUUUGCAAUUAUUAAGAUUAAAUCAUAAUAAAAUUGAGAUAGUAUAACAUAUUCCAUAAUAAUUGGUGGAAUUACAUUUAUUUAAUAAUCCAAUAACAACUUUAAAUUUAUUAAAACAUAAUCUAUAAUAUCUCGGUUUAGGCUACUGUUUAUUAAAUGAUGAUGCAAUAUAAUCUAUCUCAAAAUAUUUACCUUAAUUAAUAGGUUUAGAUUUGGCUCACAAUUAACUUUGUGAUUUGGAAUAUUCAGUAGAAGCUUGUAAAAAAAUGUCUAAUUUAAAAAUGUUAUCUUUGUAUGGUAAUCCACUAGUGUUAAUGCCACAAUAUUUUAUCUAUAUUGUUGAUAAUCUAUUAAAUUUAAGAAGUUUUGAUGAAUAAAGUUUUCUAGAUAUCAAAAAUAGAUUAGAACAAGCAGAAAAAGAAAAAUAAGCAAAAAAAUAAGAAGCAUUAAGAAAAUAGUAAGAAGAAUUCGAACUUUAAUAAAAGUUAUUAGCUGAUAAAAAUAAAAAAGGUGGAAAACCUGGAAAGUAACCUGAUCCAGUUGUUAUUUAAUAGCCUCAAGUAAUUAUACCAAUUGAUGAACCUAAAAUUAAUUUAAACGAAUUACGAUAAUUCAAAAUUACAUUAAAAAUAUAAACUUUAGAAAAUUUAGAAGGAAUUUUACUAGAUAAAUAUACAUAUCCAUAAAUGGAAUAAAAUAGUAGACUAUUUUAAAGUAAAUAUAUUAUUUCAUCUAAUUUAUUUGGAAUUGAAUUAAAAAGUAAAGAGAUUCAAUAUGAAACAGCAACAAUUGAAAAUGAAUUAGGAAGAAUUGAUUUUGAAUUUAAUUUUGAAUAAUUGUAUAAUCCUAUAGUAGAAAUAAGAGAUGCAGUUGAAUAGGGUUUUUUACUUUCUGUAUAAGUUGAAGAACCUAAGAUGUAUAUUGUAAAAAUUGAGAAUUAUUAUAAUAUAGGCAGAUGAUGGAGAAAAAAAGCCAGUUUUAGGUUAGGAUGAACUUCCUGAAUAAUAAAUAAGAGUAUUAGGGGUAUGUAAAAUAACUUGUGAUUGGUUAAGAGGAUACAAUAAAUAGUUUAAUAAAAAAUAUAGAUUAUUUAAAGAAGAAACUAAAACUUCAGCUGAACAUUGGUUUCCUUUAGAAAAUGAAUAGGAUUUGAUUUAAACUAAGAUGGAAAUGAUUCAGAAAGAAAAAGAGGCUGAAUUAGAAGAAAAAAAAGCGUAAUAAGCUUUGAUUGAUUAAAAAAAAGAAUAAGGUAAAGGAAAAGGAAAAGAUGUCAAAAAAAAGGAUGAUAAAAAAAAUGUUAAGAAAGGAAAAGAUGAACCUGUUUAAAAGGUAGUAGGUUAAUUGGAUUGGGAAGUUGAUACUAGAUAAUAUAUAUAUGUAAAUGAAAAGAAAGUUCAUAGAGCAACUGAUAUGUUGUUAGCAAUUGCUUUAGAUUUAGGAUAUUGA